This is a messenger RNA of Chenopodium quinoa (quinoa), 495 nucleotides long. Its product is annotated as protein FAR1-RELATED SEQUENCE 5-like. The coding region runs from base 1 to 495 and encodes 164 amino acids. The record is from RefSeq and is a predicted model, not a curated record. The transcript is spliced from 2 exons. NCBI's taxonomy places the organism in Eukaryota, Viridiplantae, Streptophyta, Magnoliopsida, Caryophyllales, Amaranthaceae.
AUGGAAGAGGAAUCAGAAGAAGUUAGUUGCUCAAAUACAUCUACAACUACCAAUGUUUCUGAAAAUUUGCCGUCACUAAAGGGCCCAAGUGUUGAUUUUUAUAAGCAAUAUGCUAGAUUUGGUGGGUUUGUGGUAAGACUAAGUACUGGAAAGAGAAUUAAGGAUAGUGAUAAAGUCUACUUGAAAUAUUUAUAUUGUAAUAAACAAGGGUUUACGAAGGAUGGUGAAACUAAAGCAAGAGUUGCUAAGAAAGAUGAAAAGCCUAAAGCUAGAAAAAUAACCAUAAAUCGUGUUGGAUGUAAUGCAAUGAUUGGGUUUAGGGAACGUUCAGAUGGAAAAUGGAUGGUUUUUGUCUUUCAUGAAUCUCAUAGCCACAAUCUUGCUUCUACCAACAGAAUGAAUUUUUUGGCAAAUGUUGGAAACCUUAAACUUGGCCAGAAAAAAUUUAUUUUUGACAACUCUAAAUUGAACAUUGGUCCAAACAAAGUCUUAUAA